AUGAAGGUAGGUGUUUUCCCCCUCGCGGCUUUGGCGAGCUACGCCGCCGCCCAGACAACAACAGCCACGCCCGUCGUCCCACCGUACUACUCCACCAACCCCGGAGAAUGGUCCUCUAUCUAUGACUCCCUCGUCUCGAACGGCAUCAUUCCCUCCACCGUGACUGCCCCGCCAUGGCCGACUUCCGGCUACGGUCCUGGAUCCGGCCCGUGGGGCCCAGGCUACGGCCCUGGCGGACCCGGCGGCGGUCACGGACCUGGAGGCCGUCACUGGGGCGGGCCCGGCGGCUGGGGCCCAUGGGGAUCUGGCACUGCGGGCUGGGGCCCGUGGAGCGGAUGGAGCACGAACUCAGCGUGGACGAAUGGCCCCUGGACGAACUGGUGGGGUGGAAGCGCGUGCCCCGGGACGGAUUGGCCGGGAUGGACUAUGGGCCCCUGGAGUACGGAUGCGCCGUGGACGACGUGGGCGGGCUGCUCGGCGACCACGACGGGCACAGACGUGGUUACGACGACGAUUUCGGGUCAGGUGACCACCACGACGCAGUUUGGCGUGCAGGUUGCGCAGGCCGAGGGUACGGGAUCCGGAGCCACUGCUGACGCUGGAUCAACGGGCGCUGCUGCCCCGAUGAGGACGGCUGGUCCCGCCGUCGCUGUCGGUGCCGCCAUUUUGGGUCUUGCUGUGGGCUUGUAA
Trematosphaeria pertusa is the source of this 690-nucleotide messenger RNA. RefSeq lists its product as uncharacterized. The transcript is spliced from 2 exons. The record is from RefSeq and is a predicted model, not a curated record. NCBI's taxonomy places the organism in Eukaryota, Fungi, Ascomycota, Dothideomycetes, Pleosporales, Trematosphaeriaceae. The coding region runs from base 1 to 690 and encodes 229 amino acids.